AUGUAUCCAUUUUUUAAAGAUGUAGAAUUCUCUAAAACAAGAGCUGUAUUAACAAAAAAACAACAGCAACUCAAGAGUCUAGGAUUGGGCAACAAACCAAAAACUGCAGAAGUGUUGGAUGAUGCGACCCUGGAUAAAAUGUAUGAAAAUGGUACACUUGGUGAUGGCAAUCCAAGAGCGUUAAUACAUUCCAUGUGGCUUAUUUGUACAAGUUAUUUUGGCAUGCGAACAGGCAAAGAAUGCCAUGACCUCUGCUGGGGAGACGUACAAUUAUGUAUCGACGAGGUGACGGGGCAAGAAUUUUUAAUGUAUGACAAAGAGAGACAAACAAAAACAAGAUCAGGUUGUAACCCUCGAGAUACAAGAACUGUAAAACCAAAGGCAUUUGGCAAUGAUGAAGACACACGAAAAUGCCCUAUUCACCUCUACAAGAUGUACCGAGAUAAAAGACCAGAGAGCAUGUGUUCGGAUGAAAGUCCUUUCUUUCUGACACCAGGCGGAGGCACUCAGAAGAGCUGGUAUAGAAAAGCUCCAAUGGGGAUCAACAAACUAUAUAACAUCAUGAAUGAUAUGAAAUCAGACGCCAACAUUACAAAUUCAAGAAUUACCCCAUAUAGUUCAAGGAAGAGACUGAUACAAAAACUCCAAGACGAGGGAGUUCCAGCAAAUCAAAUAGUACAGAUAUCUGGGCACAAGAAUAUCAACUCAAUCAACAACUACAGCAAAAUUAACAAUGAUCAAUCAAAGAACAUUUCUGACAUAUUAUCAAAUAAAAUCAGUAACACUCACUCAGAUCUCCAAGUUCGAAGUUCAACUCCAAAGUCUGCAUCCAUGACCAUGUCAGAUUGUGUUCGUGCAGGUGACAAUAAUGGAAAGCCUCCACAGGGUUUAUUUGCAUACAGUCAUUUCAACGGCAAUGUAACUUUUAAUUUCAACAGCUCAAUUUCUGAAAGCCUAUCCCAAAUGUCAGCCGUAACACUGAAUCGUAACACCAGCUCCGCCUCUGGAUCUGCAGUCGUUGACCCGUGUUCGCCGAUAAUUAGGCCAUACAAACGUAUCAGGAUGCUACCUGACAGUGACACUGAUUCUAAUUAAUAUGAAUUAGGCAAAUAAUGUACCUGUUAUGUUGUUCGUUCACUAGUUUGAUUUAAAUCCUUGUUUUGUUUAUAAUUCCCACACACGUUACGAAUGAAAAAAAAAUGGCGGAUUGAAAUGAACUGACUUCGAUUCACGCGCAGUAAUUCAGUAGCUUUAUCAGCCUAAAACUGUUGUUUACUCUGAAUAAAUUUACAAAACGAUUUCUUUUUUCUGUUUGACAUAAAUAAUAAAUGAAUAAAACCCUG
Messenger RNA from Ruditapes philippinarum (Manila clam), 1343 nucleotides. RefSeq lists its product as uncharacterized. Bases 1 to 1095 code for a protein of 364 amino acids. The transcript has 3 exons. Gene Ontology annotation, molecular function: DNA binding. Gene Ontology annotation, biological process: DNA integration; DNA recombination. NCBI's taxonomy places the organism in Eukaryota, Metazoa, Mollusca, Bivalvia, Venerida, Veneridae. The record is from RefSeq and is a predicted model, not a curated record.